Lottia gigantea (owl limpet) is the source of this 771-nucleotide messenger RNA. RefSeq lists its product as hypothetical. Gene Ontology annotation, cellular component: spindle pole; centrosome. Lineage: Eukaryota; Metazoa; Mollusca; Gastropoda; Lottiidae. The annotation marks the transcript as partial. The transcript is spliced from 6 exons. The record is from RefSeq and is a predicted model, not a curated record.
GAAGAUGAACUACUUCCUGUUUUACUGGACGAGUUUCCCUACCUCCACAUGUCAGAGAAUACUUGGCAUGAACUAAUGAGACAAGGCCUCACUCAGAUAGAAAAUAUCACCAAGGCUUAUCGAGAUACCAAACGGAAGAAAAGUAAAGGACAGACACAGAUAGAGGAAGCUGUAAAAAGACACGAAACGUUGACUAAAUUAGUUAAAAAACAAAUGGACAGUAUGAAAAGAGUGCGGGAAGCUAAAGAACAGAAGAAACAACAGAUUCAGUUUAAAAAUAAAAUUCACGAGAAACGUCAGCAGUCAGCACGAGCUAGAAAAUAUUAUAACGAAUAUUCUGUUAGAGCUAGAUCCAAAUUGUUGAGACGCAGAACUAAAGAAGAAAUGAUCUUUAAGAAGUUAUUUCAAGACGGUCUGUCGAUACAGAAAGAAAGGAUACAAGAUAUCAGACAAUAUGCUAGAGAACAGAGAAAUCGGCAAGCUAAACUUCGACAGGAUGAACUUGAUUCUAUGGAGAACUACUAUCGAGACCAGUUUGAAAUGUUGGCCAGUAAGGUCACCUCGGAACGAGAAGAUUUAUUAAUCAGAGAAAAAGCUCAACAAAAGGCGUUGGAUCAGCUGAAGAAAGAAUUGAGAAAGAAAAUGGAGAAAGAGAUACAGGGAUAUCAAGAUCAGUUAUUCAGAGAUGAUGAUGAUGCCUAUUUCAGACAACUUGACGCUGAUCGAUUACGUCAGGAAUUACACCUCGCUAAAUAUCAAACUAAAAUUUAA